This is a messenger RNA of Lemur catta (Ring-tailed lemur), 2706 nucleotides long. It is a transcript of the gene PLEK, whose product is annotated as pleckstrin. NCBI's taxonomy places the organism in Eukaryota, Metazoa, Chordata, Mammalia, Primates, Lemuridae. Gene Ontology annotation, cellular component: plasma membrane. The record is from RefSeq and is a predicted model, not a curated record. Bases 172 to 1224 code for a protein of 350 amino acids. The transcript is spliced from 9 exons. Gene Ontology annotation, biological process: actin cytoskeleton organization; intracellular signal transduction.
UGAUCUUCCACCCCAGUGAGGGGAAGAGGAUGUGAUCAUGUGCUCGUAGUGGAGGGGAAAUUGUGAAAGAGACCCGCUGUAGAAAAGGCAGCCCACAAGCACCUCGGCUCUCAGAGGAGGUUGAGCUGCCGGGACAACUUGUCUGAGAGUGGACCUGUCUGUCCAUCCGACAUGGAACCAAAGCAGAUCAGGGAGGGCUACCUUGUGAAGAGGGGGAGCGUGUUCAACACCUGGAAACCCAUGUGGGUUGUAUUGUUAGAAGAUGGAAUUGAAUUCUAUAAGAAGAAAAGUGACAACAGCCCCAAAGGAAUGAUUCCCCUGAAAGGAAGCUCCUUGACCAGCCCUUGUCAGGACUUUGGCAAAAGGAUGUUUGUGUUUAAGAUCACUACAACCAAACAGCAGGACCACUUCUUCCAGGCAGCCUUCCUGGAGGAGAGAGAUGCCUGGAUUCGGGACAUCAAGAAGGCCACUAAAUGCAUUGAAGGAGGACAGAAAUUUUCGAGGAAAUCCACCAGGAGGUCCAUUCGACUGCCAGAAACCAUUGACUUAGGUGCCUUGUAUUUGUCCAUGAAAGACACUGAAAAAGGAAUAAAAGAACUGAAUCUAGAGAAGGACAAGAAGAUUUUUAACCACUGCUUCACAGGUAGCUGUGUCAUCGACUGGCUGGUGUCUAACCGGUCUGUCCGGAAUCGCCAGGAAGGCCUCAUGAUCGCCUCUUCACUGCUCAAUGAAGGGUAUCUGCAGCCCGCUGGAGACAUGUCCAAGAAUGCAGUGGAUGGAACCGCUGAAAACCCUUUCCUGGACAACCCCGAUGCCUUUUACUACUUUCCAGACAGUGGGUUCUUCUGUGAAGAGAAUUCCAGUGACGAUGACGUGAUUCUGAAGGAAGAAUUCAGAGGAGUCAUUAUCAAGCAGGGAUGUUUACUGAAGCAGGGGCACAGGAGGAAAAACUGGAAAGUGAGGAAGUUCAUUCUGAGAGAAGACCCCGCCUACAUGCACUACUAUGACCCUGCUGGGGGGGAAGAUCCCCUGGGAGCAAUUCGCUUGCGAGGCUGUGUGGUGACUUCGGUGGAGGCCAACCCAGAUGGCAAGAAGAGUGAGGAAGAGAACCUUUUUGAGAUCAUCACGGCAGAUGAAGUGCAUUAUUUCUUGCAAGCAGCCACCCCCAAGGAGCGCACAGAUUGGAUCAAAGCCAUCCAGGUGGCCUCCCGGACUGGGAAGUGAGGGCACGCCUGCACUCGCAGCCCCUCCUGAGGGAAGUCCACGGAUAAGCUCGGUCCAGGACCAGCCCACUGCUGUGACAAAUCCACAGAAAGGGCCCAGGAUGGGAAGCUUUCAUCUGCGCAGGAUUAUGAAUGUGAUUGACCACUUGGCACAAGGAUUCCUUGCACUGCAUUGCUCACUGCAGCCUCUCUGGCCCUCUCAGUGCCCCCCAGAUGGACAGGACAAGCUGUGUGGCCUCUGCAGGCCGCUUACCCUCUCCAGCCCUCAGGGCCUCCUCUGAAAAAUGAAGGGAUUACACUAGGACAUCCUUAGCUUUAAAAAAAUACCCUGUGGUUCUAAUACCCAAGGAAGUGAAAGCGUAUUUAGCUGUCCUGCAGGUGUCCUUCCUUGGUUAAGUCUUGGCCUUCAGCUGUCUUCAAAUGUGCCCGAACCUGAGACAACUCUUCCCUUAGAAACUGUUGCCGAUCUGUCCUAGGAGUACUAGGUAUAAACUUCUUUUGUUCUCUUUAGCCGCCUUCCACUUGCUCUCAGCUAUGAGAUCAUGUCACAAAAUGAAGGCGUGCUUUCUUCUUCCUCGUCCUACCUAGACACGUCCUGAGAGCGGCGGUGGCUCUUAGAGUGAUGCUUUCUAUUACUUUUUACUGCUGGGAAGGUUAUGUCUUGUGGGAAAAAGACCCGGGGAGGAGUAUUGAACUUGGACUUGAGGCUGAUCUUGAGAGGGGUCUCCCUUUGUUCUUUCCUGAAGUCUGUCUCUACUGUAGAUUAUAAUCAGCAGGGGGACCCCAAAUCUGUGAGGUUCUGUUUUAUUUGAGAUUUACAGAAAAAAUGGCUAGACAGGUUCCCUCCACGGGUGGGGGGCCCGGGCAGCUGCGGAGGACGGAGGGGCUGCACUACAGGCCGGCUCACAGAGAUGGUGCUGAAAGGACUCAGAUCUGCGCAGAGCUACUGCUGGUGGCCAUUAACACAGUGUCGCACCCUCUGUUCUGCAUUUAGGAUUUGGUUGCUGUGCCUGAGCUUGAGGCAUCAGCAGUAGCAGCUCCUGAUUGGGUUCUAGGGGGCCUAGAUUGAAAUCGGGAACUUGUUUACAGUUUUGACCUUGACCACUAACUAGUGAUUCUUCUCCAAAAUUGAGAAAGCAAGCACACAUAGAACCACAUAUGUGUGUGAAAGUGUACUUUUUCAACUCCAGAUUUUUAAUUUUAAGGCCCCAGUAAGGAAAGGAGAAUAGAAAAUUUUUCCUGAUUUUUAUUAAUUUCUCUCUUGCCUUCCCUCAAUCCCCCUGCAACAUUCCUGAGGCUGUUCCUGUUCCCAGAUUGUUUUAUCAAUGGCCCAGAGGUAAAGGGCUAUCUUUUUCUCUGAUUCUUUAGUAGGUUGUCUUCAUAGAAUAUGCACAAUAGUUUUUCUACAUUCAUUGUUAAAAAUAUUUAUUAAAAUUGUGUUAACCUUAUGUUUUGAAAUAAAUAGGACUGUGUUUAGUGCCUU